This is a messenger RNA of Rhopilema esculentum, 7211 nucleotides long. Its product is annotated as TOG array regulator of axonemal microtubules protein 1. Gene Ontology annotation, cellular component: cytoplasmic microtubule; cilium. Gene Ontology annotation, molecular function: microtubule binding. NCBI's taxonomy places the organism in Eukaryota, Metazoa, Cnidaria, Scyphozoa, Rhizostomeae, Rhizostomatidae. The record is from RefSeq and is a predicted model, not a curated record. Gene Ontology annotation, biological process: microtubule cytoskeleton organization.
CACAGCCAUUGAGCCUACCUUCCCCUACUGACUAACUUGUACCUUAAAAACUAUUCAAAAAAGAUUUUGAUAAGAAACUUGCUAAAGAUUUCUUUUGUUUAAAAAAUUAUUUAAGUACAAAAUAAACUAAAUAUUGGGACUUAUUCCUGGGGUCCGAAGCAGGUUGGCAAGUGGGUGGGCCAAGGGAAAAUUUCACUAUCAUAACAAAAGAUUUCGAACAAAGCUCUAUUGUCUUGCAAAAAAGGAGGGGGCAUGGCCCCGGCCCCCUUCUUCGGAGGCCCUUUUAUCCUGAAUCCUGGGUUCUCUAAAGGAUUCCAGACCCAUAUUAUUUUUAUUUCCUUUGUUAUUUCUUUGAGAUUUUUAAGUAAUUUUCCUUGUUUUUAACAUGAUAAGUAUUAAGUACAUACCAAUUAAUGUUUACUGUUAAUGUUAACUGUUAAGUUAAAAGAAAGUAGAUAAAAUUUAUAGUGUACUGUUUUGCGAUUGCCAAUAUUGUCACAAUCAUAGGGUGUAUUUCCUUCCAAAUGAUGAUAUGUCCCAAGGAAACUGCUAUUGUAAUAAAUCAAGAGCUAACAACAUCCUGGAGAAUCAUGACAUUCUAUGACGCAGAAUUCAAUUGGCAAUGCUUUGCGUGGAAGUAUCCAAGGGAAUGUUUGGUUGAAGGAGGUAUGAGCCUUUCAAUCAGACGUAAAAUUGUAAACAUUUAGGGUAAUCUGGAACAAUUACCAUGUCACCAAACAAUCGUUUGCUUUCCAGUUCUACAAAGGUUGUCUCUCAAUUUACGGUUUCACGGAGAGCGUGGUGUGCGAAUAUUCGAUAGCUGUAGCUAUGAUCAUUCAGAAAACCAUUUCUGGAGAAAAUAUAGGCCCAAUGGAAAAGCGGACCGAAAGUUUGCCAAAUGAAGAACAAAGAUUAGAGUCUUUACAGAAGUUGCAGAAGUGCUGCACGUUCUAUGGCGCGGAAUACAUCAAUGAUAAUUUCAGAUCUGUUUUGAUGCUCUUAGCUCACGGUCUUCAAGACAAUUCUCCAGUUGCGAGGAAGCUGUCGAUUGAAAUUACUUCUGAAGUACUCCCGUGCCUAGAAACGGGUGGAGAAAGCGACAAAAUUAUUACGAAAGAAAUUAUCCCGCGACUAGUUGCAAACCUGUGUUUCUCAAACACAGCAAUAAAAAAAUGCACUGUCCAUACACUUCAUGUUUAUAUGAAACAUUUUAACCGAGUUCAGGAUGUGCUUCGCGUUAUUAUUAGUCAACUUGACAGCGGGGAUGCGAAGACCAGGACAGAAUUAAUGGUUGCUUUGCCAAUCAUUAUCACUCCAGCAUUUGCGGAGGAAGAUAUUUUUGAACUAAUAAGUGCAUUAGUGCACCGCCUGGAAGUAAGCUCCAUUAAAUCAGAGCAUAAUGCCCCAUCAAUGAUUUGUUUAGAGAAGAUUAAAUCGGUUCUUGGAGAGAAUGUAUUUCUGUCGUAUAUCAAUCGUCUGCCAGACAGGCUUCAGAAAGAAUAUAAUUUGGGAGUGCAAAAAUCAAUUCUUGCUGGCCAGGAUGCAUCAGCAGUCGAAAAGCAAACAUCAAUUCAUUCACUGAUUGCAAGAACCUUGAGUAAUGGCUCAAUAAAAUCCAAUGGCACAUCUGUAAAUGGAACAGAACAGAGUAAUUUGAAAAGGAACAGUCCCUUAGCAAAAUCUACAAGUAGUCUUGACAAAACGGGACCAAAACCAGUCAACAGUGCUGAAAGGGUUGGUCUUGUCAGAGCAAGGAGCACAGAAAGACUAAGUAAAACAAAAGGAUAUAGUGAUCGUUCUAAACGAGCAUCUUCUGUUGAAAGUGUUCCUAAUGAGAAUGGUGUGCAUUCCACAAGCCAAACUCUAUAUUAUGGAUUUAUUCCAGCUGAAAUAAUUCUAGAAUUGGAGGACAGUAGCUGGAAGACUCGUGCCAAUGGAAUCGAGGCAUUAAAAUUACUUGUUGAGAGUAUACAAGAUAAUUCAGUUUUAUUGAACAGUUUGGGCGAUUUGUUAGAGAUGCUUACUAGAUUUGUUGAAGAUUCAAACUUCAAAAUUUUGCUUACAAGUUUACAUAUCUUACGGGAUGUUAUUGAAAAGGUUGGCGAUAACCUGAGACCACAUAUGGAACUACUUCUUGCAGUUGUGCAAACAAAACUUGGUGAUUCAAAGGUAGUUAUAAAGCAGCUAAAUAUGCAAAUACUUUUAAAUCUGAUGCAUGUUGCAAAACCAUGGGCAGUUCUCAAGCCAUUAAUGCCAUGCCUGAAUCAUCGCAACUCGAAGAUAAGAGAGGACAUCAUAAAUAUGAUCACUGCCGCCUUGCUGACUUUCCCUAGUUCUGAUUUCAAUCUCACAACACUGCCAGGCUUAAUUGCACCAAUGCUAAUAGAUGCAAAAAGAAAAGUAAGACAGGCUGUUCUUGAGUGCUUUGCUGUGAUUGCUCAAAGCCUAGGACCAGGGAGAAUGCAGCCUCUAGUGACAUCAGUUGAUAUGAUUGAGCUCAAUCCAGAGGGGGAGGGUGUAAUGGAAGCAGUUCAAGCAAGACUUGCAAGGCGCAAACUGCCAAAAAUCACCCCAGAAGGCACCAUAGAGUACUCCAUGAUAGUCACUACAGCGGUGAAGCAUAAUUCUCUGCAAGUACCACCUGAUGUCUCAUGGAUCCUUUAUGGACCGUCAGGCCUAUCAGGAGAGUCAGGCAAAACCUCAGGGGAAGGAAUUGUAAAGCGUUAUCGUAGCGCAGGAAAGAAAAGACUUCCUUGGGAAAGUGAUGAUGAAACAACAACUUCUUCAAGAAAAAGUAUUGGCAGUGCACCAAUUCAGUCGCAGGAAGACAGAGGAUCAGAUCCUAUACCAUACGCAACCAGAAAUUCCUGGGCACCUGGUCAAAACGUUAGCUACACCGAGAGAUACCAAAUCAAAGGAAAGUUGGGCACCAUGCCUCUUAAACAGCAAGAGAACCUGGAGUUUGUUAAGAGUGAUUCUGUUGGGUCCUAUUUUCAUAUGUACAAACAAAGAAUGAGAAAGCUGAAGCAGGCUGGUUUACAGGCGGAUAACACCAUGAUCAACACUCUAAACAGGGGUAAUCCACUCUCCCCCUCGGACCCCCAAAACCCGUUAGUACCCAAGAGUGCAAUCGGGAGAGACACAAUUAGAACCCCUGUAUCUGGCAGCCGUUCUCCAGUAGCACCACACGAGGAUAAGCCGCUUUCUGCAUCUUGGUCUGGAUCUGAGUACAAUGAAAGUCGUAACUGGCUUGUUGCUAAGAAACCUGCUGAUCUUGAGCCCAUUGGGACACCGGUCCCUGAAACAGAUGUUGUUAGAGAUAUCGAGAGUCCCGUUCACCUCAAACCAGCUAUUGCACGAUCAGCAUCGAAAAAGAGACGACAAUUGCGGUUGGAGCUUGAUAAAACGAACAACCUGAAAUUGGAGGACGAGGAAGAAAAUGACAAGAAAAAGAAAUCACCUGUUGAUCCAUUGGCAAACAUAAAGCAACAAGCUCAUAUACUCAAGCAGCAGAAAGUUACCAACGAAAGCCAAGAGCUUGGAUCACCUUUUGAUUCACGGCCGAAAAUUGCGAGAAGCCCAUCUGCUCGCAAAAGUAGGCAAAAGCCACUCAAGGGUGAUGCAACGAAACCUUCUUCAGAUACCAGUGAGAGCGGAAAGGAAACUCCAAGCCCACGAGAAAAACCCCAUCGCAAGGAACUGCUUGAAAAGAGUUUACAAUCGCCUCACGAUCACAAGAAGGAAGGCUGGAAUGAAGCAAACAAUUUUAUAGUUGGUAAGAGCAUGGCAAGGGAUUCUAUUUUAGAAGACUCUUUAGACUAUGAAGACGACUUUGAAAUCCCAGAAUCAAAUGGAGCUAGGGAAGAAACUUCAGAUGAGGGGUCUUCAGACGAACACAGUGGUAGCUCUGACAAAAUGGCAGAGGCAAGGGCAGAGGACUCGAACAAAGGACAUUCAAGUUUGUCAAAGUCCGCGCUUGAAAGAGUGAAGCAGCGGCGAAGUGAGGAAAUGCGCAAACGAGAAUUGUCUCUCAUAAAGCAGAGGGAAAAAGAGGCCGAGGAAAGGCUCAAGGCUGAAAGGGAGGCUAAAGAAGCCGAAGAAAGAAAACAAGCAGAACGGAAUAGAAGAAUAGCGGAAAUGAAGCGAAUUGAAGACUUGCUAAAAGCGGAGGAGCGCAAAAAGGAGGAAGAAGAACGACGAAAAGAAGAAGAACUUCAAAAGAAAAAGCGACAAGAGGAGGAAGAAAGGAGAAUACAAGAAGAGCUUAAUGCUAAGAGGGAGAUGCAAGCCAAAUUAGAUGCCGAAGAAAUGAAGCGCGCGGAAGAGCUUUCUAGAAAAGCAGAGCUGAAUCGUAGGGAACAAAGAAUGAAGGAAUUGGAAGCCCUGAUCAAAGCAGAAGAGGUAAAACACGAAGAAAUGCGGAGAAAGAGUGAAGAAGCUAAGAAACAAGAAGAAGAUUUAGAAAUGAGAAGGCAGGAAGAAAUUCGUAGACAGAAGGAAAAGGAGGUUGAGGCACAAAUCGAGGAAGAAAGAAUGAAAAGAGCUGAAGCAGAGUUGAAAGAAGCGAGAAGAAAAAAGGCAGAAUUGAAGCGAAUUAAAGAGAUUGAGGCUAAGAAGAAGGAAGAGGAAGAGCGCAGGACAAAAAGGAUGACCAACGCUGCAGAAAACAAUGGUAAUGAAGGUCACACGACCAAAUAUGAAGCGUUCGCGGUGAAUCUUGGUGACUGUGAGCGAAGCAGUGGUGUUACUGAAAAUCGAAUGAAUGAUGAUGCAAAUAACAACUCGAUAAAACCUGCCGCUAGCCGUUCACCAAGACUGAAGAAAAAUUAUAAUGAAAGGCGCGAAGGAAGAGCAUUAUCCGGGUCUCAUGUUCCAAAUCAUGUCGAAAUUGACGUCAGUGCUGUUCGACGCUCCUGCACAGAGGGUCAUAUGGCAGUGGAGCCUAUGAAUCCAUUCGAUAAUCCAGAAUUGGCUUUGAAAGACGGGUUGCGACAAAUUGCUGCUAGUUCCGAAGACUGGGAGAUGAAAUGUGAAGGGCUUCAAACUUUUCGACGGCUGGCGAUGUUCCAUCCAGAUGUCAUUUGUCAGCACCUGCACACAGUUUGCCUUGGAAUUGUAGCAGAAGUAAAGAAUCUUCGCUCACAAGUUUCGAGGACUGCAAUCCAGUGUCUGGGAGAGACUGUCUCUUAUUUACCGAAGCAAAUAGAGCCUGAGCUUGAUAUGGUCGUAAGUACAUUGCUGUCCAAGUCCAGUGAAUCAAAUGCAUUUAUCAAAGAAGAUGUCGAAAAGUCGUUAUCUGCCGUCGCCAGCCAUGUCAACUGCGUGAAAGCAAUGGGUGCUUUUAUCAAUGGCGGAGCUGGUCAUCGCAACGCCCAAGUCCGCAAAAUGUGUGCAAGGUUUUUGUCGCAGCUGGCGGAGAGGAUUGGCGUAACGCGCCUCUUGAGCGGUGGCAAAGACGUCACGGAACGAAUCUUACCAGUUGCUGCUCAGUUUGCGGUGGACGGUAAUCAAGAGACGAGGUACUACGGACGAUGUAUACUUUACUUGAUGAUUGAUCACCCAGACCUUGAACGAUUGAUAGAGAAGCAUCUGCCGAAAGCCAAUGUGCGACCUGCUAAAGAUAUCGUGGAGAAUCUUAAGGCCAAGGGUCUGAGAGACGCACCGAACGAGCAUGGCUCUGCCAGCAUUCGACGUUCCCAACGCCAUGCUGGUAGUGGAGUGGCGAGUAACUCAGUUGCCAGAAGCUCUACCUUCAACGGUAGCCACUCAGCUGUCGAUGGUCGCCAAGGCAGUGGCAAUAAGGCUCUUGUCAGGGCAAGCACGAACAAAGCUGCUCGGCAACAACAAAAUUCAGAAGGAUAUCAGCCUGCAAGGCCAUUGGACCUGGAAUCCAUAGCCGGCUUAAAUGCUAAUGAAUGGAAAACAAGAUUAGAUGCUAUCGAGAACUUUUACCAUCUCGUACGCACAAAUCCGGACGGAGUGGCAAGCCACAUUAGCAAGGUUUUUGAUAAGUUUAUACCACGGCUUACUGAUUCCAACAGCAAAGUAAACCUGCAAGCUCUUCAAACGAUGAACAAAGCAAUCCCCAUCCUUAGAGAUGCCCUGACACCCCUCAUCACACUGCUGAUGCAGUCACUGACGUCAUGUGUUGCGUCGAAAAAUAAUGCUAUAUACAACGCUGGAAUGGAAGUACUUAUUUCGCUGACUAAGUUUGUUGAUAACGUUAUUUUACUACAACCAUUAAUCACGGCUGUUAGAUACGGAAACACACGAGUGAAGCCAGAAAUGGCAAUGCGUCUAGCAGAUUUAGUAACGCCUGUAUUUCAAAGAAAACCGAGUCUGGUUCAAACGCAUAUUCUACCAGUACUUUGGCACUUGCUGUCCACAUCAAAAGUUGGGAGUGCUGCCAAUGCUAGAAACGAUAUUAGCACAGCAACAGCAAAGUUGUGUGAAGAACUUUAUAUUUGUUAUGGAGAAUCUCUCUAUGACGAAGCAGAAUCACAAGGAAAAAACGUGAAAGAAAAACUCAAGCAUUAUAUGAUGUAGCUUUUAAUCACUUUAUUUUCUUAGUUUCUAUGCAAGUUUCAAAUUUUUAUGGGGUUUUUAAACACAACUGGCUGAAUUACCCUCUGGCUGAAUCUAGAUUUUAGGGGGGUUUGAUUAAAACCACCAUAGCUUUAAAGCUUUGUUUUCAAUUUUAUAUUUAAGAUAAUUUUUUGGAUUUUGACAAAUUAUUUCUAACUUGGGAACUGAUUACCGAAAGAUUCCCUUAAUGCUCUAAUGCUGAUACAGAAAAUUAUAAAGCAUACCUGCGCCGCGCCGCCCAAGACAAUGGGGAACCAGGCGUCAUCAUCCAAGACUUCUCUCGCGCGCUUUGAACGGCCUUUCGAAUGGAUAAAGUAACUGGAGAAGUCUUACUCAAAAUGGUUGGCCUAAUAUAGCUAAAUCGGGCAUCCUUCCUGUUUCGCCAUUGUCAUUCAGCCAGAUGUUUCUCCACGCUGGUGGCAAUCAUAUCGACAUUAUCAGAAUUCAGUUGAUUCUGAUUUUGUUUUAUUUCCACGCUUGUACUCAAUAAAAUACAGUAUCAGCUACAUCUUUGUAUAUCACAAAACUGCCAGUCGAUACCUAAUUUGGUAGUUAUUAUUAAUGCAUAAAUAAACACUACAUGUAAAUAUGCGAAAGUUUUAAGAAUUAUUUAAAUUAGAAAGAAA